CAAAAAAAAAUGGAUGGAAUUUAGUCAAUUUACAGCAUGCUCUAUCUUUUACCUAAAGAGCAGACUGGGGCUCCAAAUUUCCCGUAAAUAAACCAUUAAAAUUUUCUUUUCUUAAUUAAUGACAAAAUAAAUCUGAAAAACAAUGUAAGAGGGAGGCCUGACCCCUGCGGUUAGGUUCUCUCAUUUCUAUGCCAGAAUUUUACUUCUCCUGAGUUCUGACAAAGUUUAUUCGUCGCCAAGCAAAAAAGUCAGAUAAUUUCCUUGAAUCUAAGGUAAUCCUUCUCAAUGUUCUCCACGAUUCAAACUUUUCUAUGUUUUGUUUUAUCAUCCCAUUCAAUGCUUCCAUCAUUUUUUUGAGUCAUUUUUAUCAUUUUACAAGAUUUUCAUGCCUGGAUCUGAUUAAAAAUUUGGGGUUUUUGAUCAGAAGUUGUUCAAGUUAUUUAUUGUGUUAUUUGGGGUAUUGCGAUUUGCUGUUUGGUACUUGAAUUCGUUGUUUUCAGCUUGAAAGCUAGGAUCUUUGGAUGUAAAAAAUCUUGCAUUUGGGUUUUCAGCUUGGUUUUUAGGUAAGAAACAACAUUGGGUUGCUUUGUAUUUCGAGAAUUAAUAUCUAUGGGUGGUGUUGAGGAAUUAUCUACUUGUUACUUUGAAUUCAUUAUUUAAGCUUGAAAGCUAGGAUCUUUGGGUCGGUGUUAAGCUUGGUUUUCGUACAAGAAACAACAUUGGGUUGCUUAGUGUUUUGAGGAUUAAUAGCUAUGGAUGGUGUUGGGGAAUCAUCUAAAUCUGGGUCUGGAGUUUCUAGUUCCCAGUUGAUGAAAAAUGGGGCUUUCUGUGAUGAGGAGAGUUGUCCUAAACAAGUGUCACCUAUUAGGGUCGGUGGGUCGAGGAAUACAAGCCCGUUGGGUCGUGUAGGAUCCAGGAACACUAGUCCCUCUCGGCAGAAAGUGAUAAAGACUAAACCGCGGGGUUUAGAUGAGGAAACGGUUGCUACAUUUGGUAAGGUGGUUCAUCCUGAUAUUCAAAUGGAAGAUAACAUAUGGGCAAUGUUGCCUGAGGACUUAUUGAAUGAGAUUUUGGCAAGGGUUCCUCCAUUUAUGAUAUUUCGGCUUCGUUCAGUUUGUAAAAGAUGGAACUCAAUACUUCAAGAUAAUAGUUUUCUCAAGUUUCACUCACAAGUGCCAUCUCAUGGGCCUUGUCUCCUUACAUUUUGGAAGAACUCACAGACUCCACAAUGUUCCAUUUUUAGCUUGCCGUUAAAAGUAUGGUAUAGAAUUCCAUUCAAUUUUUUGCCUCAGUGGGCCUUCUGGUUGGUUGGCUCUUCAGGUGGUCUAGUUUGCUUUUCUGGACUCGAUGGUCUAACUUUCAAAGCUUUAGUAUGUAAUCCUCUUACACAAACUUGGAGAACACUGCCAAACAUGAAUUAUAACCAGCAAAGACAGUUGAUUAUGGUUGUGGAUCGAACAGACAAAUCAUUUAAAGUUAUAGCCACAAGUGAUAUUUAUGGCGAUAAGUCACUGCCCACCGAAGUCUAUGAUUCAAAGAUUGAUAAAUGGACAGUCCACCAGAUAAUGCCUGCAGUUAAUCUUUGCUCCUCAAAGAUGGCAUAUUGUGACUCCAGGUUGUAUUUGGAAACCCUUUCACCACUUGGCUUGAUGAUGUAUAGACUGGACUCAGGAUAUUGGGAGCAUAUUCCAGCAAAGUUCCCAAGAUCUUUGUUAGAUGGUUAUUUGGUUGCUGGGACACAGAAGCGCCUGUUUCUGGUUGGAAGAAUCGGUCUUUAUAGUACUCUACAGAGUAUGAGAAUUUGGGAAUUGGAUCAUGCUAAGAUUAUGUGGGUGGAGAUAAGUAGAAUGCCACCUAAGUAUUUUCGAGCUUUGUUGAGGCUAUCAGCUGAGAGAUUUGAGUGCUUUGGACAAGAUAAUCUUAUCUGCUUCACAUCUUGGAACCAAGGGAAGGGCCUCCUUUAUGAUGUGGAUAAGAAGCUUUGGUCUUGGAUUGCUGGCUGUGCUCUUCAGUCAUACAAUAGUCAGGGUUGUACUUUGAUGACUACAUGAGGGCUGGGCUUCUUGAAACUGUGUGUCACGGGACUGAUUUAUGGGGAAGAAUUCACCUGAUGAACCAACAUCAUUCUUUAUCUUUUUGCAUUAGCUUUCAUAUUGUGAAAGCUUUUCUAAAAGCUUCUAGAAUAUUCAGUCUCGCAAUUUUAUAGGAGUUUAUCUUUGACUAUCUGGAAAUAUUAAGGUAAUUUGCCCUGAAAUCUGUUGGGGAGUUUGUUAUGUAUGAAUUCCGGGGCAAAGUGUCUUUGUUAAGCUCUAUAGUUACAAUGUGGAAGAAGUAAUCUUUUAGUUUGUUGCAGUCACAUGUAAAUAUGUUUCAACUGGUACUGCUUCUGUCUUUCUAACCAUUAGUCUGGCCUGUUAGCUUGUUUUAUAGUGAAGGUUAGUAGCAGUGAUGCUUCUUGCUCACUGCUGGAUAUCGGCUGAUAUACUUUUCUCUCACUCAAGUGAUCCACUUUGUUCUUAGUGACUUAAAGCAAGAAUGUGCUUUAUCAAGUCAGAAGUAGAAAUAAAAUUUGGCUAGUAAUAAAAUUAUGCACAAAGAAUUGUUUAGUAGCUUCACCAACAAGGAAAGCACUGAUACUAUAGAAACAUUGACAGUCCAUGUAAUUUCUGUAGUUUUGCUGUUUGACAACUAGUAUAUGCUCAUGCAUUAUAGCUGA
Messenger RNA from Durio zibethinus, 2716 nucleotides. The record is from RefSeq and is a predicted model, not a curated record. Lineage: Eukaryota; Viridiplantae; Streptophyta; Magnoliopsida; Malvales; Malvaceae.